CUUUUAAAGAAAAACAAUGGGGGUCGAGAGGUUGUGAAAUGAAUGGUAUUCAGACCCAGCACUAUCGGGAUGUCUGGAGGGGCCUGUCCCCUCAUACUGAUAACUAACCCCAAGGAAAUUGUUUAUUCGCAGUUCGUGAUAUAAUUACAAGUAAGGUUUCCCUCAAUUUUAGAAACAAUAUUGGGUUGGUUUUUUUUACAACAAAGAAUGAAGUUUUUACAUUAACAACGGAUUGGCAAAAUCAAAAGAAUUAACUGCCAUCGAAGAAUUUGGUAGUCAUUUCCUUGUCGCGAUAUCGCUUUGGUUUUACAUGUAGGAAGAAUCGAAUGAGUUUUUUUUGUUUUUAUUAAGUAACUCGAUUUGACCCAGAUUGUCUCAGAUAAAGUAGAAGAAAAAAAAAACCAAACGGGAGUUUAUCAAAGUGAAUAUCAGUAGGUUUUAGAAGCGGUACAGUAGAUGAAUCUAUGGCAUGUCUGAUGUGAUUUGUUUGCAAGCCUACGUAGAACUGUGGAGAUAAGAAGAGAUACAGAGAGGUUCGUGUUACAGUCGGAGUCGUUCCGAGUAAACUGCACGUACAGACUACGGAGGAGAAAAAGAUUCAAUAUUAUAUACGUACUCGUAGGAGCGAACCAAACCCCCUCUCAUCAAUUAGUUUAAUGUUUAAAUUUUGUGUGUAAUUCGUCUCACCUGGCCUUGCAUCAGCACUGAUCAUCGUUGCGUCUUCUUGGAGAGUUGGUAUUGGUUUUUCUAGCAGGUAUCGCGUACGAAAGGAUUCUUGGGGUUAGAUGGUGAAAACUGUUAAAAACUACCCUGCGAGUGUUUUAAGGAAAUAAGUUAGUCUUGGCAGCCAGGACUUCGACAUUGUGGAUGAUAAGCAGCCGAAGUGAAUAUUACAAUUAAUUACGGAUUAAUAAGGCGAGGCCAUGUGAUCGGAGAUUAUCGUUUGAAGAACGCGGCCCAGCCUUUCUGGUUUUGUACAUAGGUUUUGGUUGUAAUUACAGGGAGAGUGCUUUAUCGCAAUUUUUCUUAAUAAUUUCCGUUCGAUAUAAAUAUAAUAUAGAUAAGGUAUCCUGCAUGCCACAACAACAAUCGGUGGCACUUAAAGUAGUUACGCGAUGAGUGCGCGGGCACGACGUACGUACUGGGCUCAAUAUUUACGGAAAUAACUUUUCACAGUACCAUUUUGUGCAAUGGGUCGAUGACUGUAUGACAUUGUUUCGAAUACUGUUGGAUUUAGUUUUUAAAUUUGUUAAAACUAUGGAUAAAGUUACGGAAUUUGUGGUGGUGGUAAUUUUCGUGGUUUCUACUUUUACUUGGACCUCUGCAUUCAACUUUGGAUCCGUCGCUAAAGCACGGUGUCGGGCAAGGUGUCUUCAAGAGUUACUGAGAGCUCCCUAUGAUGACGACCUGUGCUUCAAUAGAAAAAGCUGUGAUGUGUGCUGGAAAAUGUGUGAAAAUCUUGUCCUUAAACCAGAGAUAUACUCCGACAUAUGCAGCAAUGGAGAUAAAUGUCAAAAAGGAUGCAAAGUAGCAUGCCAUUUCAAGACAAAUAUUUCAAACACAGCAUCCCCAUCCCUAUCACACUGGUCUUUCAGCAUGGAACCAGUGAUGGAAUUCUUUAAGAGGACACAGAAAAUAGAAAUAGCGUGGGACACACCCACCUCUGAUCAGGCUUCUGGGAAUCGACAGGCCUUUGUGUAUGUUCUGAUGGCUAAGGAACCAGUGGAUACUCCACAAACCAGAGCCUGGACUGAAGUUAUACAGACAGCGUCUAGGAAUGUGGUAUUGAAGAGGGAGAUUCUACUCCAUAGUUCUGAGUUCUGGUUGAUUGCUGUCACAGAAAAUGGCUCUGCUUCAAAUAUCCACUUUCAGGAGAAUAAAAAACUUAUUACAGAGGUAAUGUACCCACCUUCAGCCUCCCUCUCCCAGGACUCGAACCAUGGGUCCUCAGUUAAUACUCCUAUCCAAGUCAACUUCUCCAUCGUGGAGGAUGCACAGGACACAACUCUGUCUGCCCUCAUCCAGUGGUCCAACCCGCCCAUCCCCCUGGGGCCGGGCGAUUCCUACAGAGUCACCUGGUUUAUGGAGAAUUGUCAGGUGUGGGAGUAUUCCCCACCCUGCGAUCAGCCUGCUGACCACUAUGCCCACACGGUGAUGUAUUCCAAGGAUAAAGAGCCCUUCUAUGUUAUAAAUUCGCUGAUGUAUAACUCACUAUACAAUUUGGUUGUGGAUCUAAACUUAGCCAGUCAGCAAAGUAAAAAACGAUGGUACGGGAAAUUGAAUUUUCGAACAGAGCUUUGUGAAGAUGUGGACACAAAGACGUACACAAAGUGUAAUGAUAACAUCAUCGACAGUAAAGUGGGCACCGAUGUCAACAAGUAUAGUGGGCAGGAAGAAGAGAAAGAAACAGAUCCAUUUGUUUGGUACCUCCAUGUUGUGUCCAUGACCUAUGAUGUCACCACGAAUCGUGUCACAGCGAAUGUCUCGUGGACAGUGCCAUUCAAUACUUCACACAUCAAAAGUUAUUCUGUUGCCUGGAAACUAGUAAACACAGAUUCAUACAAGCAUGACUCAAGCUACAAAUACAUCAUUACCAACCAGAGUUUUUGCGUCAUGUCCUUAGAUCCCAGCAAGGAUUAUGAAGUUUCGGUGGUAGCUGUUUUUAAAGACUUCAAAGAGGGGGAUUACAUUAGGGACAGUGAGAGUGAACCUUUGAUCUUUAACACCACUUGGUUUGAGUCUAUGCCAGAGACACCUAGAGUUGGAAUGAGUAGAGUUGAACAUUCCCAGAUGCAGGGGGUGGUGGAUAAGGUGAUCUAUGGGAUUGCAAUGAUACUCAGCAUCAGCUUAUUGGGACUCAUUAUGCUGUUUGUCUACAAGAAACGCCACAGCUUCAAGGACAUCAUCAUCACCAAGACAACAGUCGCCAAGAGCAACAGCUACAAAUCCAAUGUGGGAUGUAAAGUGGAUUAUUCCAAUCAGUUAUUGGUAAUAAGUGAUGAGUGGGAGCUCGACCCUCGCCUCCUCAAAUUCAGCAGUCCCAUUGGUCAGGGGGCUUUUGGGAAAGUGGUGACUGGUUACUAUGAGAACCAACGAGUAGCCAUCAAAUUAGUGAGAGAUAGUGCACCGUUAUCCUACAAAGAAGACCUUCUGGCAGAAAUCAACUUGAUGAAGAGAAUUGGCUCCCAUCCUAACAUUGUUUCCAUGUCAGGGGCCUGUACUCUGUCUGAACCGAUAGCUCUGGUCAUGGAGUAUGUCCCUUAUGGAAACCUUCAAAAUUUUCUGAAAAAGUGCCGUUUGGAAGGGGACUUUCAGAAAAGCAUUGGGCGCUCCAGCGAGGUAGCAUACUCACUGAUGGAUGAAAAUGGUGGCAUUGACAGUGGAAUUAUUACCCCGGCCGACAUGUUGUCCUUUGCUAGACAAGUUGCCAUGGCAAUGGAGUACUUGGCAGCAAAGAAAUAUGUCCACCGUGACUUGGCAGCAAGAAACAUCCUCUUGGGUUACGACAAAGUUGUCAAAGUCUGUGAUUUUGGUUUGUCGCGAGACAUUUAUAAUGAUAACCAGUACCACAAAAUUACCAGUGGCAAGCUCCCUUUGAAAUGGAUGGCCAUUGAAUCUCUGAGGGACCGCAUUUUCACCACUCAGAGUGAUGUCUGGUCCUUUGGUAUUCUCAUGUGGGAGAUCAUCACCAUGGGUGGCUCCCCCUAUCCAAACAUAGCUUUAGCAGACCUCUACUACGUUCUAGCCAAUGGUUACAGGAUGGAGAGACCCAGUAAUUGUUCAUCAGAACUAUAUACCAUCAUGCGUCAAUGCUGGAUAGAAAUUCCCUCCGAGCGUCCAAAUUUUACAGACUUGAGAAUUCAAAUUGAACAGUUGUUGUCCAGAGACAGAAAUUAUUUAGAUUUAGAUAACAUAGAUGCUCCAUUGUCGACAUCAGAAAGCAGUAGUUCUCCCAAAUCUGAUGAUUCUGACUCUAUGUCUCUGCUCAACACGCGACCCUCUGCUCACAGAGUGAUUCCUGGGCAAUCACAGAGACAAGGAACCAAUUCACCGAGCACCAGUCAAUCUGUGCCCCAUAAAACAGUUACCAUAGCUUCAGACCCUGUGACUGUUGUGUGUAUUGAAAAUUCAGAUCAGUGGUUCAUGAGAGGGAUGGAAUCAGAGAGUUCUACAUAACCAUAUGAGAAGUACAUCCUCUGUUUUCUGCAUAGCGAGUGACCUUCAAUUGACACUGGCUUAAAAUAGCACAAAAACCAUGAAGUGAGGAAGACUAUAUACCUGCAUCAGGUGACCUCCAAUGUGCAACAGUUGUCUAAAUUAUAUUUGACUUUAAUAGGCAGACUUGCAUUAAAUGUGAACUGCUCAAUAUUGUGCGGUAAAUGUAUCCAGGCUGUGAUAGCACAGAGAUAUAGCAUUCACUGUGCCUGCACUAUUGUGCUUGUGCUUCAAGCCAGUGUGUCAGCACGUGGUGGGUGCUUGUAGAAAGACUAAAACUCAUCAUUCUAAUGGCUUGCUGUGAUUCAUGAUUUUCAAGAAAAAAUAUCAUUGUUUGAAUUGACAAAAUGUAGAUCUGUAAAUAUUUAUAUAUUUAUAUUUUGCAAUAGUAAUGUUAAUUUAUUUUGUUGUUGGGUUCUCCAUUUGAAGUGGAUGGUUUAUUAUAGGGCCAGUAUACAUUCUGUAUUUAUUAUCCAGUAUUCAGUACACAAGACUGACUUUAUAGACAAUAAGCUCAAAAACAAACUGGGUUUUUUUUUCAGCUAAGACUGCUAUCAUUCAUUGUUUUAAAAAUAUAUGAAAAAUUAUUCAAACCACCCUUUACCUCAUUAGCAACCCCCUGUACUUCAGUCUUAAAAGAAGCACCCUUAAAAUUUUCCAUGCGUGCUGAACUGUGGAGUUCUUCUCGAGUCUGAUGGCUCGAUUAUGGUAAAUCUUGCAGUCAGUACACACCUGGAAGGUGAGGGGUAUAUAUAUGCUGUCAAAUAUUAACUAUUGGUACACAUUUUAUCCACAAUAUUUCUUGUAGAUUACAAUUGCUCUAAUACCCAUCUCUUUUUCCAUAAAAAUUGGCCGGGGUGCUUCUUUGGACUCAAGCAAGGUACAUUUGUGUACAUGUAUAUUUGUUAUACUUUUAUAUAUGAUAUAUGUCCUAUAGAAUGCUGAUUGUACAUCUCAAUUUUUUCUGAUAUGUUCCCAUUGUGAAAAAAAAUAUUGUCUGGUUUAAUGAGAUUAGUACAUUGACAUUAUUAGGAUUCAUACUUCAGCAUGACCAGCAUAAGAAGUUCAUGAGGAAGUACUCGUGGAGCGUUAACCUUUACACAGUUGGCAGCAUUGCAGCUAAGCAUAUGUUGAUGGCUCUCUCAGAUCAUGUUGCCCUUAGACCAAGAAACUAAUUUGAAAGUUUAUGAUAGUAAAAUGACAGAAGGUACCAUAUAAUAUCUUGAUAUACACAAAUCCAAUAUUGUAUGCAAUGUGAUGAAGGCACUUAGAAACAAAAGGAACUUCCUUGUUGGGAUGAACAGAAGUCUGAAAUCAUAGCAUAAAUUAAUUGUCCUCUCUCAAACACAGCUGUUAGGAAACCAAAACAAUUGUCUUUACUGCCUUGGUUGUUUCAGAUUUUGGAAUAACUUCAAAUUUUUGAGUUGUUUUGCAUAAACAGAAGGGUGUGAAUUUUAUCAUAAGCUGGUAAACAAGGUGAAAAAUUUCUCAAUACCGUAAAAUAGAAAAAUAAAUAGAAACGGACCUCUUCAAAAGGAGGUGGAAUAUGUUUUGUUUAUAGUAGGUGUCUUUGUACUGUAAAGCAUUGACAUACAUACCAAUAUUACAUAAUCUGUUUUCAUUCAUAAAUACAGUGUAGUUGCAUUAAAACAAUGAAAGACAACCUCAGGUGAAAAUUAUUUAUCUUCAAGUAAAUUCAGUUACUGUAUGUUCUAAUCUUCAUACUUCUACCUAUACCAUGUACAAAGAUAUUUUCUACUAGAAAUAAUUAAACACAUCCAAAGCUCAACAAACCAUAUAAACAUGAUACACUCCUAGAUCACAGCAGUGGAGAAUUUUUGUUAUUGAGAUUUUUCAACAAAGAGAGCCAUGUCACAAUAUAUUUCAUCAAUGGUUCUGUCAUUUUCCAUGUUCACCAUGUUUCAUUCAUUUUAUUCACCUCACAUUGUGACACACAUUUCAUGUACUAUAGAAACAAAGACAUUAUUUUGUCAAAUUUUUAGUGAAUUUUUGUGACCAGAAAUUGACCACAUGUUUAGAUUUGCAAAACCCUGCUUGAAAUGAAAUAAAUUGUUGCUAUUUAGUUUGUAUUGGUUAUGAAAUAAACAAUUAUCAUGUUUAUGACUUUUGAUUGGACCAAAUAUUUAAACCUUUCAAAUUUGUUUUUAAAAUAAGAUUCCUUGCUAAUAAUAUUAUGUAGCAGUGUUCUAUUGGACAUGUUUUAAAAAAUAACAUCUCAGCAAUUUAAAAUAACUAAAUACAUUGUUACAUUAAACUGCAAUUUCUAUCCGAGUGUGUUCAGAUGAUUUUCUUGUUAUCUAUAUAAAGCUGUGUGUUCUGCUGAUUUACCUGUGUGUGGACUUUUUUGUCUCCCUUUGUUUACAUGACCGUCCACCAUUGUCAAGAUUGUAAACGAUAUUCUGUUAAUAGUUAUUGUAUUUCAGGCAUUUAUAAUAAAAGAAAAACAAUUCACAA
Ostrea edulis (European flat oyster) is the source of this 6690-nucleotide messenger RNA. Its product is annotated as fibroblast growth factor receptor 4-like. Bases 1207 to 4176 code for a protein of 989 amino acids. The transcript has 17 exons. Gene Ontology annotation, cellular component: signaling receptor complex. Gene Ontology annotation, biological process: multicellular organism development; protein phosphorylation; cell surface receptor protein tyrosine kinase signaling pathway. The record is from RefSeq and is a predicted model, not a curated record. Gene Ontology annotation, molecular function: protein binding; ATP binding; transmembrane receptor protein tyrosine kinase activity. NCBI's taxonomy places the organism in Eukaryota, Metazoa, Mollusca, Bivalvia, Ostreida, Ostreidae.